CACAUCUCACCCACGAACCCACUGCUCUCUUGGGUGAUGAGGAGCGUCGGAACAAGCAUUGUGUCGCCCGAACCUUUGCCGACAUCGCCAGCUCUGCCAGCCUUGCCACCAUCUUCGUCUCUCUCAACAACCGCAGUCGAGUGAGCUUCAUAUCCAAGACUCGCCUAGGCGAAAGCGGGAGGGUAAGCAGCGGAAGCUGGAGCCACGACGACAACAACGUGCGUUCCAUAGGUGCCAGAUCUGCUUAAGAAAAUCACUUCAUCGCAUCUUUCUGACCGACGUACGUCAUGUCUCCUAUUUUUGCUAUCAUCAUUAGUAUGCUUCGCCGGCCAGAUCUGCUAUCACUAUGGGAACCGCAUGGAUAUGCUAUGAUCGUUGGGGAAGUUUCGACAGUGCUAGGGUUUCAAACUAUUUUCCGGCGAGGAAAAACUUGUGUUUGAACACAAUGAAUGCACAUUGACUUCUCGAACAACGAUUAAUAACACGGUUCACACCUCUCCGAACAAUGUUCGAACGAGGGUGUUUGAUGAUUAUAAUGGCUGAUAAAACUAAGUUAAAUUACUUCUACUCCGAUGGAGGUUCAGUGAGAGCUCCAAAAACUAAAAGCCACAACUAUGGCUACAUUGCAGAGAAAAGAUAAGUUUGACAUGUGGUGCCAAAUGUUUGGUUGUGGACCCUUUUCUCGUCUUCGUUUCUCCUAUUUAUAGCCAUCGGGUGUAACUGCCUUGGUAACCACCGUAGUAACUGCUAGCUGGCCUCUUGCUCCAAACCGCCUCGGGGUCCCUUAUCCCGCCUUGGUGACAAGUUGGUAACCGUCGCCUUGAGGGCCCUUGUCCUGCCUUGAGGCUGGUGAGCACUUUAUGGUCUCGAUGCCGGGCCGGGUUGGUGUUGAGUCUCUUUGUCUUAGCCUCCAUGAUGAAGUCUUGAUCACAUCCUCGAUAGCCUUGACGACUCCACAUUCCUCAUCUUGGUAGCCACCUCGACGAACCGUCUUGAUAGCUAGGCCAUAUUACCCACCUAGACAAGAUGAGAACUUGGCCCCUUUACCCACCAAGUUUCCACACUCAGUCUUACAGAGACUGUCAUGAGACCACUUGUUAUCUUGGUAUCAAGCUCGUCUUGUCGACUUGAUACACCCUCCUACCAAGCCGACCCUGUCGGUCUGAUCUCCAUACUUAUUUUUUAGAAUCUCAUCUUGGUAUCUUGCACCCGGCGAGCUUGGUCGCCCGUUAGGGGGCCAUCUUGCCCAUCUUGGGACUUAGUCUCCAUAUGGCCCCCUGAGGGGCUCUACAAGUCCUUGUCAUAUGGACACCCUUAGCUCGGCAUUCUGGCCGAUCUAUCCAUGGUUGUUUGAUACCUCAGCUAGCUGCCCUGCCUUAGUCAAAUUUAUUGUCUUGUUGGCUUGAUACCCGAUGUAUGGCUAUCAAGUCCGUCUUGUCGGCUUCAUAUCCAGACUUAGUUUCUUUAUGACUCUCUUAGUUGGUACCUGGCUUGGCCCCCUGUUGCCUGGCCAUAAAGUCAGUUUUGCCGGCUUGAUACCCCCUUGGGGUCAUGGUACCAUGGUCCAUGAAACCGUAUCGUACCGGCGGUUCAAUCACAAAAUACCAUUAUCAGAGGCUAAAUCGGUAUGCGGUAUUUAACGGUACUAACGGUUAAACCAUGAUUUUGCUAUAAAAUACCCUACCGCUGACUUUUCUGGUACGGUGUCCAGUACGGUUUCAUGGACCAUGCAUGGUACCCUGUCUCCUUGCUUGGCUACCAAGCUUGUCUUGCCGACUUAGUACCUUAUAGGGUUCUUCGUACUGAGGUUGCCUUGCCGACCUAGUACCCACUUAGCUCCAUACUAAGCUAAAUUCAUGCUUUUCAUGUCUUGGUACCAAACCAUGCCUUGCCGGUUUGGUCCCCUCUUUGCUAUUGGUGGUAUAGCAUCGUGCCGUAUGGCCCCCCUGGCCAUGUGAUUCCAUACUUAGCCAAUUUUGUCUUUUGCUAGCAAGUCUGCCUUGUAGUAGUACCAAGGUCGUCUUGCCUGCCUGGUACCCUAUUGCCUGGCUACCAAGCCUGUCUUGCCGGCUUGGUACCUCGUUGGCUUCGUACUUAGCCAAUUUUCAUAUAUUUUGGUAUCAAGCCUGACUUGCCGGCAUGGUAUCCUCUUGGCCCUAUACUUAGCCAAAUUCUAUGUCAUAGUACCAAGCCCUGCCUUGCCGGCUUGAUACCGCGUCGUUGACCCCCUUACUUGUUACCUGGUCAUUCGGCACCUCGUUGUGCCGCCUUGUUUCCAGACUUAGUUUUUGGAUGACCUCUUAUUUGGUAUCUGGCUUGGUACCCGGUCGUUUGGCACCCUGUUGUGUCGCCUUGUUUCCAGACUUAGUUUUUGGGAGCCAAAUCUCAUACCAAGGGGUGGAGGCAUCGUCCGGCUAUGGGGGCCACGGAGCCGGGUCGGCCAUCGUAUAAAGAAGAAGGGGUUUGGCCACUUAUGCCCCAAAACCCAACCCAAUAAGGCCUAACUAGCUCUUUUAAUUAUUAAUGUUGAUCUGGCCUUAUAAAUCUAUUAAUCCGCUUGUAAUUAAUCGAUGUGUUAUAAGCUGAUUUUUGUAUGGGGAAACACAAACCUAGGAAAGUGGCAGAGCUGAUAGAAUUCUAUAUCCAAAAGGCAACAAUAGUGUUGCUUGGGUGUGGAAAUGGGAUUAGCGCCAAUAUUAUUUCUAUUUAGUUGUUAUUUAUUUUGGGUAGUAGUGUUUGUGUAGUAAUGAUGUAAUAUGUAUUAAUAGUGUUUUUAUUGUAAAUAGUAUUUAUAUUCGGUAAUUGUUUGUAAUAUUUUGCAUAGUUAUAGUAUUAUUUGUUAAUUUGUAGUAUUUUCUUCAUUUGAAGUAGUGUUUUUCUUAACUUUUGCCAAUAAUUACUAAUUAAAAAUGCAACUAACACUACAAGAAAAUUGAUCUUUCAUCACGAGAUUUUAAUUGUGGGAUUUUUCCAUUGCUAAAGAUUUAAAUGUUGUCACGGGGAAUAAUUCUCAUAAUUAAUUGAGAUGGACAAUCUUAAUUUAUAAUGGGGUAUCAGCCCAUAAUGAUAGAAUGAGAGGUUCUCGUGACAGAUGAAACCAAAAGGCCAAAAUCAUUAAUUAAAAAUUAAAACAAAAGAAAAGUGCAGUUGGUUUCUCUUUCUCAUUUUGGCUUCCCAAAAUCCCUAGCUCAAAAUCAGAUACUCCCCACGUAUAGUUCCUUCCCCAUUGCCAGCCUCCUUGUUCCUUGCACAACGUCGGUGUUCCUUACCCCAUCGACGUUAAUGAACAAAAGUAACAUAAUUAUAGUAGGAAUACGAAGACAGCAUGCUGCCAAAAUUGUUUGUUUCUAUUCUAGGAAGAGAAGUUGGGCAGACCUUCAACUAUAGUUGAGCUAGUGUUUGAGACCUAUAAAGAAGGAAACAUGAUAAAAGAUGAUGCAGCAAAUGAAAGACAUGUAACUUUUAUUCACAAUUCGUGCCUUUAAUCACUUAGGUUGCUUGACUAUUUUAACUGUGGUGUGUUCUUGAUUAGGCUAAAAUACUUGAGAUAAUGGAAGCCAAUCCGGACUUCACUGCACUUGAAGUGGUAGAAGCAACAUUAGAACAAAAGCGUGGUCAUGUGAUUUAUUUUGGAGGUGGCUUGAGGCCUAAGGAUUUAAAGAGCUCAACUUCCACAAAGGAUGCAACGGAUGCGAAUUUGGAAGCCCAAUUGAGACGGUUAGAUGAAGAAACGGAAGCUCUUCAACGGUCUGUCAUCGAAUUGAAGGGUAUUGUUGCUGAACAAGUUGAAGAGAUGGCCAAUCUGAAGGGUGAAAUGAAGAAGUUACAAGAGAUGUUCGACAGUAGUCAAAAUAGACAACAUUAGGUACGUAUUCUUGUUCCUCAACAACUUUAGAACACUGAAUUCCUAUAUGUUUAUUGAGUUGUUGUUUAUUGUUGAUUGGAUAUAGACUACAUGUCAUCAUCCACCCAGAGAAAUGAUGAUGACUAGUUGUGAUGAACAAUGAAUUUAUAUCAUUAUA
This is a messenger RNA of Linum trigynum, 4022 nucleotides long. NCBI's taxonomy places the organism in Eukaryota, Viridiplantae, Streptophyta, Magnoliopsida, Malpighiales, Linaceae. The record is from the annotation of a GenBank genome assembly.